This is a messenger RNA of Vespula vulgaris, 2104 nucleotides long. RefSeq lists its product as uncharacterized. Bases 662 to 1792 code for a protein of 376 amino acids. Lineage: Eukaryota; Metazoa; Arthropoda; Insecta; Hymenoptera; Vespidae. Gene Ontology annotation, cellular component: mitochondrion. The transcript has 5 exons. The record is from RefSeq and is a predicted model, not a curated record.
UAUUCUUUUUAUAUCUACAUUUCUAUAUAGUCUUCAAAGUUAAAUCGAUCCAACUCGACAGAUCAAAUUGAUUCAUCGGAUAUCACCUGUUUAUUAAGUGACAAUCUGAUCGUAUAUUAUUUUUAUUCUUCAAUAACAAGUGUUAAUAAUUGAACAAUACAACGAAUAAACCUACGUAGUUUGAAAUUCCAAAUUUUGUUUGUCAAAAGACAAAAAAUAAUAAGUGCACGAAUGUUAUCAUCAUUGAUAAAAGUUACUUCCAUUUUACUGGAGUGUCAUUACGUCACGAAAAUAGCAUAGAUACAUUAUCACCGUCAUGUAAUGUAACACAGACAAGAAUAUAUAGCUCAUUUUUUCUUUUUUUAUUUUUUUUUCUUUAGAUAUUAUUUCAACAUUCAAAAUAAUUAUUACAUUAUAAGUUCAGUACAAUCGGUCGACAUCGAAGUUACAGGUUAUGUUUAUUGAAAGGAUCACAAUUAAAAGAUAAAUAUACGAUUGAAAGAAAUCUAUUUAUAUCGUACGAUCGGAUUGUGAUAAUCAUUUUGUUUUGUAUGCAUUACUUUUCUUUUCUCUUUCUUUUCAAAAAAUGGCCGACAGGAGAUUAAGUAGGGAGAAGGAAUAGAAACUUAGAUCUAUAAAGAAUAUUGUCAUUUCUACCGCGAUGGCGUUAUCUCGAAUAAGUCGCUGUCCUGAUUUGUUAACUACAUUUAAUCGCAACUUACAACCAGUUGGCAUAACAAGUUAUCCGAUCAAUAAGAUACAAUUCAAACACCGGGAAACGGUACCAAGGAACCAAGCGAAGAUUUUACACGUAACGAGCGUACAUCGUUAUCCCGAUCCACCGACCUUGCCACUUCCCAAUAACGUUUCGGAAAUAUUUGCAAACGAGACAGGUCGAUUCACUCCGGAACGUACAAGGGACAUAGCAAGUCCGAUUUUGAUUUAUGGUGCGAAUAGAGUCACCGCCAACAACAACUCAUUCUCGUUCUUGUCCUUUAGCGACAAGAAAGAAUCGUUCAAUGGACAAAGAAAUUUCCCGAUCGUACGCGAGGAUACACACGUAGAUUUGUACGAUUGUUCUGGCGCGAUCAGUUUAAAUGGCAGCAUGCAAAGUAAUGUGCCAAAACCUUUCUGUUCAACCGGCAAGUCGACUCAUUUCAAUAUGCCAGGUGGACAGUGGGCUAAAGAUAGCAAAUAUAUUGCCGAAGAUAUGCAAAAAUCACAUUACAGACUUAGCAGCAUUAAUAUUCUAUCAUCCGAUCAAGUUAAAAAUGGUAUCAUAAACGAAGCCAUUUUAACGAGACCACUCUGCAAUAAAUUGUUACAUCCGAUUUAUAUUGAUCUUAUGAGGUACUCGACGAAUGCGUCAACACCGGUGAAUACUACAAAUUCAGAGGAUGAGAUAAAAAAGAAAAUAAUACAGACUAAAAAAGAAAGAUUUAAAAUGGUCGUAAGGGAUUAUGGGAAAGUUGUUAUUGUAUUUCACGUCGCCAUUUCUCUAAUAUCACUUGGCUUCUUUUAUACGGCUGUUGUUAGUGAAAUAGAUCUAGUGCCUUAUAUCGAAAAGAUUUACAAUAUCGACAACGAAAAAGUAAUGAAAGUUUUGAACGACUCGUCCGGAUUUUUAUUGGCAUAUACGAUUCACAAAAUGUUAGCGCCAAUACGAUUAUCUAUUACUUGCGCUGUAACGCCAUGGCUCGUUUCAUACUUACGAAAAAAGGGCAUUUUGAAGCGACCAAUGCCGAAAAAGCAGAAUGAAUUUUCACUUAAAGUUAAUCGAUAUAAAAACUAAAAGGAAUAAUAGUUUCUAUGAUAUUUAUACAUAAGUAUCGAUGGCUUUAUUAAGUUCGACAUAUAAAAUUAAAACUUCCAUGAGUAUUGUAUAACAUGCAUGCGACACGUGGUUCUCGUUCAAAUAAGAACGAAAUAAAUUUUUGUACCUGUGCGGAUAAAUAUCGCGCAUAUUUAAGAGUGUAAAUGGAUGUUAUAAAUUUAUAUCCGUAUAAAAAUUGAUCGUAUAUUAAAUAUAUAUAUAUAAUUAUUUGUAUACAUCCAUCUCAUUCGCUAUCAAAUAAAGUAUAUAAUAUAUUUAGCAGUGUAAUAA